Guillardia theta CCMP2712 is the source of this 1183-nucleotide messenger RNA. RefSeq lists its product as hypothetical. Gene Ontology annotation, molecular function: methyltransferase activity. The coding region runs from base 38 to 1183 and encodes 381 amino acids. Gene Ontology annotation, biological process: methylation. The transcript has 20 exons. NCBI's taxonomy places the organism in Eukaryota, Cryptophyceae, Pyrenomonadales, Geminigeraceae. The record is from RefSeq and is a predicted model, not a curated record.
AGGCUGUGAUCUUCGAGCAAAGUGCUAGCGACCUAGAAUGUUUGGAAGGUACACGAACCUGCAGCCUGACUUCAACAAGUUUCGUCGAAGCGUGCUUACGGCCUGUUUUCGAGCAGUUUUGUUCUACGUUUUCUUGAUAUUUCUCGUCUGCUGUGCCUGUGCUUUGCAUGCAGACCGGGCCAAGCUUGUUCCUUUCGUCAUCUUGGAGAGUGUGUUCUGCCCCCUCGCUCUUUCUAGUGCUCCACUGUUAUAUGGUGGCUUUCUCAAGAAAUAUCCUGGAAUCAAAUAUUCUCCAUUGCGAAUAUUACAAGAAAGGAAUGCUAUGCAUAUGCUAGGGGUGAGGGAAGACAAAGAGGCCGCAAGGCUGUACGAUUCUUUGCCAUUCUCUCCUUUCGCCCCAAGCGCCAUAAAUCAUGCGAACAUGUUAUACAUUUAUCCGGCAAUCUUGACUGGAUUCUGGAUAUACAGCGAUUCAGCUUCGCUCGGGCUUGAGGCUACCUUUCCAGAUCUCGUUCCACAGAGAAACUUGUUCAUCGAUGCUGUACUGGAGGAAGAAAGUGCAAAGCAGGCUGUGAUACUCGGCGCCGGAUUCGAUGUGAGGGCGUACGGCAAGCAUGGUAGGAGGAUGAAGUUCUUUGAGGUUGACUUUAACGUGACGCAACGAGCAAAGCUGGACUCGCUGGCUGCGGCUGGGAUGGACGCGUCAGGUGUUUCGUUUGUACCGCUCGAUGUCCGCGAUGAGCAAUGGCUGCAAAAGUUAGAGAAGGGAUUGAUCUACUAUCUCCCAAAAAACAAGGUCACCCAGCUUUUGGACUUUGUGUCGGAGUGUGCGCAAGGCUCGGUGGUUGUCUUCGAUUACUUGCACACCCAAGUUGUGAGGGGUGAAAAGCACUCGUACAUGAAGAAGAUCCUCGAAAUGGCAGGAGAACCGCUACUUUUCGGUCGAGCUGUUUGUAUCGUAUCUUUGAAUGAUUUCUUGUUUCAGGACUGGGCUUCUGGACUUGGCUUCGAGGUCAAGAGGUGGCAGAGCUUGCCUACAGUCGGCGGAAUGGUUGCUCUCGAGGUUGUCCAGCGAAGAAAGGCAACAACAAGAAUAGAAAAGGGAACGAAGAAAGGGCAGCAACGGGAUAAUGAGGCAAGAAGCCAGAUCAAGGUCUAUCAUCCUAUGCCGGAAGGGUUGUAA